Messenger RNA from Hemiscyllium ocellatum (epaulette shark), 351 nucleotides. RefSeq names its product small ribosomal subunit protein eS26-like. Gene Ontology annotation, molecular function: mRNA binding; structural constituent of ribosome. The record is from RefSeq and is a predicted model, not a curated record. Gene Ontology annotation, cellular component: ribosome; cytosolic small ribosomal subunit. The transcript has a single exon. Bases 1 to 351 code for a protein of 116 amino acids. Lineage: Eukaryota; Metazoa; Chordata; Chondrichthyes; Orectolobiformes; Hemiscylliidae. Gene Ontology annotation, biological process: translation.
AUGACUAAGAAACGAAGGAAUGCUGGACGUGCCAAGAAGGGCCGUGGCCAUGUCCAGCCUAUCAGAUGCACAAACUGCGCUCGCUGCAUCCCCAAAGACAAAGCCAUUAAGAAGUUUGUCAUCCGCAACAUCGUGGAGGCUGCUGCAGUUCGAGAUAUUUCAGACGCCAGUGUUUUUGAUGCAUAUGUGCUGCCCAAGCUCUAUGUGAAAUUGCAUUACUGUGUCAGCUGUGCCAUCCACAGUAAAGUGGUAAGAAAUCGUUCACGAGAGGCCAGGAAGGACCGAAGUCCCCCUCUACGUUUCAGACCAGGCGCCAACAUCCCAAGGGUACUCCCACCCAAACCUAUGUAA